GCUGGCUGCCUGUUUACAUUUCUCAGCUUACAGGAGCAUAUUUUUAACCUCUGCCUCUUUUUGUUCUUUGUGCAGGUGCUGGUGAGUCGGGGAAGAGCACCAUUGUAAAGCAGAUGAAGAUUAUUCACGAAGAUGGCUACUCAGAAGAAGAGUGUAAGCAGUACCGAGCAGUGGUCUACAGCAACACAAUCCAGUCCAUCAUGGCCAUCAUUAAAGCCAUGGGCAACCUCAAGAUUGAGUAUGAGGACAGCUCUAGAACGGACGAUGCCCGCCAGCUGUUUUCCCUUUCUGCAGAUGCAGAGGAGCAGGGCAGUCUGCCAGAAGACCUGGCCAAAGUCAUCCAGCGACUGUGGGGCGACGGCGGCGUCCAGAGCUGCUUCACACGCGCCCGAGAGUAUCAGCUCAACGACUCCGCAGCUUACUACCUUAAUGACCUGGAGAGGAUAGCCAAGUCCGACUACAUCCCCACACAGCAAGAUGUGCUGCGGACCCGAGUCAAGACCACAGGCAUCGUGGAAACGCAUUUCACCUUCAAGGACCUGCAUUUCAAGAUGUUUGACGUCGGCGGCCAGCGUUCAGAGAGAAAGAAGUGGAUCCACUGUUUCGAGGGCGUCACAGCCAUCAUCUUCUGUGUUGCCCUGAGUGCCUACGACCUGGUGCUGGCAGAGGAUGAGGAGAUGAACCGAAUGCAUGAGAGCAUGAAGCUGUUUGACUCCAUCUGCAACAACAAGUGGUUCACAGAGACGUCCAUUAUCCUGUUCCUCAACAAGAUGGACCUGUUUGAGAAGAAGAUUGAGCACAGCCCCCUGACCAUCUGCUUCCCUGAGUAUUCUGGCCUUAACAAUUACAAGGAGGCUGCAGCUUACAUCCAGAGCAAAUUUGAAGACCUGAACAAGAAGAAGGACACCAAGGAGAUCUACACCCAUUUCACAUGUGCCACUGACACCGAGAAUGUGCAGUUUGUGUUUGACGCAGUCACAGACGUCAUCAUCAAGAACAACUUGAAGGACUGCGGCCUCUUCUAAAAAUCCGAUCAGAGGAAGACUCAAGAUUACUUGAACAGUUCUGAUGACCAUGACGGCGGGUUGUUUAUACAUACACCACGAAUAACUGCACUGUCCAAUUCUGCUUCAGUCUGCUCUUCUUUUUUAUUAAAGACACCUAAGAAACAGAAAACCCAACGAGCCUUCCAGAUUAUCCAUCAAAAAGAGAUCCAGUCACUCAUCGUUGUCGGCUCUUUUGGCUCAAAUCAACAUCUGUUAUUCGAUUGUUUUGUUUUUCCUUUAUUUUCAAUUGCUUAAGGAGGGAAAGGAUUUUUUUAUAUAAACACCUAAAUUUAACUUGUAGAUCCUGAUGUGCAAAUUAUGAACGUUUUAAUGAUGUGGAGCUUAUUUUUAAAGCCUCAGCAGAAGCAUGGAGAUUAAAAUGAAAUGAGAUUCAUAAAAAAAGAGAAAAAAAUCAUAAUAAAAAAAUAAAAAUAAUGUUUACAUUAGUUCAUCAUUCAAAGCUUAACCGUAUAUUAUUCUGCAUGUCUCCACAGGACCAAUAAUAGCUCUGUAAUCUGCACAAAUUAUUCUAACAUUCCUACAAAAUGAUUUCAAAAAAUAUAUUUUUUUUUUUUUUUUUUUUUUUUUUUUUUUUUUUAUAAAAAUAAAUAAAAAAACAUUUUUUUCACCUGCAGGGGAAAAUUAUGACAAAAUGCUAACAUGUAUUUAAAGUCCAUGUGUACCUAACAUGCUAUCACUUUUUAUACUACCAUUCAUUUCUGUCUAUUGCAGUAUGUUUUGUGCCUUUUACUUCUGUUUAGGGCAGUUCCCUAGAUAUACUUUGAUUCCUACUUUGCCUCUAAAUUUGUUUUCUUUGUAUUUUUUUUCCUCAGCCUAUAAUGUAUGAAUAUAUAGUGAUUAUUCAAGAGAGAUGGAAAUCUAAUUAAGAAAAAAGUUAGCAUUUUUUGGUAAAAUAUUAGAAUGAUUUGAAAGGUCUUAUACGAUUUAAUUUAAAUAAAGUAGAAAUCACUCUUG
Cyprinodon variegatus (sheepshead minnow) is the source of this 2021-nucleotide messenger RNA. Its product is annotated as guanine nucleotide-binding protein G(i) subunit alpha-2-like. The transcript is spliced from 8 exons. NCBI's taxonomy places the organism in Eukaryota, Metazoa, Chordata, Actinopteri, Cyprinodontiformes, Cyprinodontidae. Gene Ontology annotation, biological process: gamma-aminobutyric acid signaling pathway; adenylate cyclase-modulating G protein-coupled receptor signaling pathway. Bases 114 to 1025 code for a protein of 303 amino acids. Gene Ontology annotation, cellular component: heterotrimeric G-protein complex. The record is from RefSeq and is a predicted model, not a curated record. Gene Ontology annotation, molecular function: G protein-coupled receptor binding; GTPase activity; GTP binding.